Messenger RNA from Centropristis striata (black sea bass), 3041 nucleotides. RefSeq names its product activating signal cointegrator 1 complex subunit 2 (gene ascc2). The transcript is spliced from 19 exons. The record is from RefSeq and is a predicted model, not a curated record. Bases 133 to 2409 code for a protein of 758 amino acids. NCBI's taxonomy places the organism in Eukaryota, Metazoa, Chordata, Actinopteri, Perciformes, Serranidae. Gene Ontology annotation, molecular function: ubiquitin binding. Gene Ontology annotation, biological process: regulation of DNA-templated transcription.
CCGGGCUAAAAUAACACAGGUGAUCAGAAAACGUUGGGAAACUGAAACAGUUGGAGCAGGUCGGGCUCUGAUGACAUGGCUGGAAGGAGUUACAGACAGCCACAUUAACAGAGAACUAGAGAGGGAGAAGCCAUGGCCUGUGCUCGAGUGCCAUUGGAUGAACAGCAGGUGACCGUGCCAGGCCCGCUGGGAAAAGAGCACACACUGGCUGCGCUGCACCCAGACAGGAAGGAGGAUCGCUGUUUUGUGCCUUAUAAACCCCCGCCAGAAGACGGCACGCCCGCUGAGGUGGAGGAGUUCUUGGAACAUGCCAAAUUCAUCACAGAGGACCUGGAGUGGCUGCUCGCACUGCCACAUGACAAGUUCUGGUGUCAGGUGGUGUUUGAUGAGUCUCUGCAGAGCUGCCUAGAUUCUUACCUGCGUCACGCUCCCCGUGGCCUGGACCUCGCCACCCUGCCCUCCUCCACUGCCGUGGCCAACAUGCAGCGCAGCGUCCACAGGGCCGUCUUCUUGACCUUCCUCAGGAUGGCCACGCAUAAAGAGUCCAAGGAGAACUUCCUCACCCCGGCUGUGUUUGGAGAAAUUAUCUAUGAGAACUUCCUGUUUGACAUUCCCAAAAUCCUGGAUCUGUGUGUGCUCUUUGGAAAGGGCAACGGCCAGCUGCUGCACAAGAUGAUCGAGAACAUCUUCACCCAGCAGCCGUCUUACUACAGUGACCUGGAUGAGACGGUGUCCACUGUGCUACAGGUGUUUGACACCAUCCUGGAUAAAUGUGGUCUCCACUGUGAAGGAGCGACCGCCAUGGAGCCGCUGAAGCUGAACGCACACCAACAGCCCACUGCCAUAACCAUGAGCCAGCAGGAGCUCCUAGAUCUUAUUCUGUACCUGUGUGACUCCACCACCACCAUCCAUGCCUUCCUAGACAUCUUCCCCGCCGCCUGCUCUACCUUCCACUCCAACGGCUUCCUCAGCAGACUGACCUCGUUUUAUGAGACCGCGGUGCCUGACCUGGAGAAGGCGGUGAGGAAGAGAAACUUUGAUGAUAAAGGUCUCCAGCAGGACCUGUGGAAGCGCUUGUCCCACUCCUGUCGUAAGAUAGUGGAGAUGGCUCACCUGCUGCUGCAUCACACCUGCCUGCAGCCCAUCCUGGAGGGGGGAGAAAACAUGCAAUCAUUUGCAGAGGAGCUCCUACAACAUUUCACAUCUUUUUUACCUGAGAAAAGGUUCUUGUCGGACUAUGAUGAACUGUUCCCCAUCGCAGACGACAUCAGCCUCCUGCAGCAGGCGCUCCCCGUCAUUGAUGAGACCCGGACCUCCUACCUGCUCCAGGGGGUGCAGAGCGCCUGGGACUGUGUGGGCCGACGGAGACCCCACAGCCAGAGUGGUCCUCAGGGCGCAGCGGGCGGCGCUGCUGCUGCUUCAGCUGCCUUCAAACCUGAAGAGGCUCCGGAGUCAGAAGGAGGAGACGGCCUGAGGGGAGCAGAGGCCAUGCUGGACGUGUCCCGCAAAGGAGACAACGGCGCAGCGUGUCCGGUGAGCGAGGCGGAGCUGGAGUCUCUGCUGUCGUGUAUCAAGGACCUGCUGCCUGAUCUGGGAGAAGGCUUCCUGCUCGCCUGCCUGCAGGAGUACGGCUACAACUCAGAGCUGGUCAUCAACAACAUCCUGGAGGACCGGCUGGCCCCCAACCUGGACAAACUGGACCGAGCCAUGCCCAGGCCUGUAAAGGAGAUUCUUCCAGACGUUCUCAACAGCAGAUCCAACGUGUUUGACGACGAUGAGUUUGACAUUUUCCGCAGAGAGCAGGUGGACAUGUCCCGCAUCUGGAAAGGCCGGAGGAAAGGUGAAAACGCUCGGGAGAUGCUGAACGACAAGCAGCACAUAGCGGAGCAGAAAGCUCGUUAUCAGGCCUACGAGACGGUGGUGGACGAGGUCAUCAUCGAGCCCGGAGAGAGCGCAGAGAGCUACGGCCUCGACAACUACGACGACGAGUACGACGACACCUACGACAUGAACCAGGUGGGAGCCAACGACCUGGACGGAGACAGUUUACUGAACAGAAGGCCGUUCACGGUGCCACAGAUCCUGAGGAAAGGAAACAAACCAGAGUUGGAGGAGGAGGAUGAUGAUGAAGAGGAGGAAGAACAGAACAAUGUAAACAGGGACCAGUUUGUGCAGGACCCGGCUGUGCUGAGAGAGAGAGCUGAAGCUAGAAGAGCUGCCAUGCAACAAAGGAGAGGUUUCCGACCGGAUCGUGCCAGCAACGUGGUUGGCCAACCCAAAGGCCAAGGACAGACCACGGAGACAUUCCUGGACCGACGCAAGAAGGAGGCCAACAAGAGCCGCGGGGCGAACCACAACCGGCGCAACAUGGCCGACCGCAAGAGGAACAAAGGCAUGAUCCCCUCCUGACCUCACGGCGUCACACCACGGACUGAUGGUCGGAGGACGGAGGGCGGCUAGCGGCUGAGGUGUGAGACAGUGAAGAGAGAGAACAUCACACCUCGGCCCCGACAGCCUCCGUCUCUGUUGAAGGAGAAACCACCGAAGGGGUUGAGUUGUUGGUGAAAAGGUACUUUGAGAUGAGAAGUUGCCAAGCAGCUUGUUGAACAGAUACUUUUAGAGUUCGAGUCUAAAGGACGUUCAGCUCUUUGGCUCAAACGAUUUUGUUUUAUAGCUCUUUAAAAACCAAAGUCCUGAGGACAAAGAAUAGAGGAGACAAAGGUUUAUUUUUGCCAAGUAACAAAUCAGUUUAUUAAUCAGAUUCAGAGUGAUCGAAUGAAGUUUCUUUGACAUCAUCAUCAAAUAGACAACAUAGGAAUUAAAAGGAAGCCACGUCUGUGGUUCCUUGUGUAGCUGGAAGAACAAUUACUGACCUGGUGAUCAAGUCUGGACAUCAGUGGCGGCCUGUGCUGCUCUCACUACUGCUCCUGUGUGAGCAGCUCGUCUUAAAGCUGCCACCCACCCAGUUCACACCACUGCUGUCCAGCCUUAUUAAACAUGAAUCAACUCAGAAUGAAGCCGUUGUUUGGAAGCACGUGCUG